CACACAAGAAGAAACAGACAAAACACUUCUUCUUAUCUUUUUUAUGGCUGGCACCUACCUUUUUCCAUUUCUUUACCAAACCGGCUUUAAUCGAAACAUUUGUUGACAUUUUCUUAUGUGCGGUACCGAUUUGGUUCGCGGUAAUGCUCGGAGUUGUGAUCGGAUGGGUCUGGACGCCGCGGUGGACCGGAAUCGUGUUCCUAGGGUCGAAGUUGCGAGGGUUUGGCUAGCGUUUACGGCUCUAUCGGCGUAUUCUGUUGGUCUUCGGAUGUGGUCGAAGUUACGAGAGAAGGAGCGGAAGGAUGAGGAUGAGCUAGCGCCGCCGCGUGCGGUGGUGGUUGGGGAGGCGGUGCCGGUGGAACAGUGCGGUGAUGGAAGUUGCGCUGAUGCUAAGUUAGGAUACAGCAAUUCAGUACACUUGCAAAGCUAGGAUGGAAUCGCAGGUGUCACUUCAAGGUAUUUUUUUGUUUAUUUCUUUCAAAGGUAAAUUCACACGUCACGCGUGGCGCGCCACACAUCAAUGUCAUCAUCGUCACGCGUGUGACGUGAUGUCGCCGCUGCAACGCGCGGCGCGGGUAAAAA
Molecule: messenger RNA, 582 nt
Organism: Helianthus annuus (common sunflower)
Lineage: Eukaryota; Viridiplantae; Streptophyta; Magnoliopsida; Asterales; Asteraceae
Exons: 2
Coding region: 116-430 (104 amino acids)
Source: RefSeq, a predicted model, not a curated record